Molecule: messenger RNA, 1395 nt
Organism: Henningerozyma blattae CBS 6284
Lineage: Eukaryota; Fungi; Ascomycota; Saccharomycetes; Saccharomycetales; Saccharomycetaceae
Gene: CDC3
Product: septin CDC3
Exons: 1
Coding region: 1-1395 (464 amino acids)
Biological process (GO): cytoskeleton-dependent cytokinesis
Cellular component (GO): microtubule cytoskeleton; cell division site; cytosol
Molecular function (GO): GTPase activity; GTP binding; molecular adaptor activity
Source: RefSeq, a predicted model, not a curated record
AUGGAUAAUUUAUCAAAUUCAUCGGGCUCUACCGGAAAUUCAGCUAACGAUCGUCGCCAUUCUUCUGAUCAUAACUCAACCACACAUACUUCUCCAAUGGACAUAGAUGGUGCUCCCGCACCAAUUGCAGCACCAGCUCGUGUUGUACCACCACAUCAAGAGGUUAAAAUCAUCCACAGAGAUAUUAAUACAUAUGUCGGGUUUGCCAAUUUACCAAAGCAAUGGCACAGAAAAUCUAUUAGAAGAGGUUUUAACUUCAACUUAUUAUGCGUAGGCCAGUCAGGGUUAGGUAAAUCUACAUUAAUUAAUACAUUAUUUAACAAGGAUAUCUAUGAUUUACACCAAUCAGAAAUUGGUGAAGAUGAUUUUGUAUCUAAUGAAGAAGAAGAAGAAGACAAUGACAGAGUUAAAAUCGAUACCAUAUCUACUACAAUCGAAGAAAAUGGGGUUGAAUUAAACUUAACCGUCAUUGAAGCUCCAGGAUUUGGUGAUUUCAUUGAUAAUACUAAUUCAUGGGAACCCAUUAUUGAUGAAAUUAAUUCCAGAUUUGAUCAAUAUUUAGAUUCUGAAAAUAAAAUCGAUAGAUCGAAUAUUAUCCACGAAGAUAAUAGAAUACAUGCCUGUUUAUACUUUAUUGAACCUACAGGUCAUAAUUUAAAGGCUUUAGAUUUGAAAUUUAUGGAAAUGAUUCACACAAAAUGUAAUUUAAUACCAAUUAUUUCUAAAUCUGAUAUUCUAGAUGACAAUGAAAUUUUUGAAUUUAAGAAUGUAAUUAAACAACAACUAUUAGAAAAUAACAUAGAAUACUUUAAACCACCAACUUAUGCUGUCGAUGAUUCCGAAAGUAUUGCAAUGACAGAACAAUUAUAUGAUUUAAUUCCUUAUGCUAUUGUCGGUGGAGAGCAAGGUACAAGAUCCCGUUCAUAUCCAUGGGGUAUAAUUGAAGUUGAUAAUCCACAACACUGUGAUUUUGUAUUUUUGCGUGAUGUAUUAAUUAAAAAUUUCAUGGAAGAGUUACGUGAAAAGACAAACACAGUUUUAUAUGAAAAUUAUAGAUCUAAUAAAUUAAAGAGUCUAGGUAUUAAACAAGAUAAUUCUGUCUUUAGAGAAUAUGACCCAGAAUUAAAGGAACUAGAAGAUAAAAAAUUACACGAAGCCAAGCUAGCUAAAUUAGAGACCGAAAUGAAGACUGUUUUCCAACAAAAAGUAUCAGAAAAAGAAAAGAAAUUACAAAAAUCUGAAUCUGAAUUAUUCCAAAGACACAAAGAGAUGAAAGAUAAAUUAACUAAACAAUUAAAGGCUCUCGAGGAAAAGAAGCAUCAAUUAGAAAUGUCUUUGGCAAAUCAAGUAUCUAAUUCUCCAGUACAAUCUAAGAAGAAAGGCUUUUUACGCUGA